Messenger RNA from Drosophila rhopaloa, 2133 nucleotides. RefSeq names its product tetraspanin-17 (gene Tsp26A). The record is from RefSeq and is a predicted model, not a curated record. Gene Ontology annotation, cellular component: membrane. The transcript is spliced from 7 exons. NCBI's taxonomy places the organism in Eukaryota, Metazoa, Arthropoda, Insecta, Diptera, Drosophilidae. Gene Ontology annotation, biological process: protein localization to plasma membrane; protein maturation. Bases 87 to 1031 code for a protein of 314 amino acids.
GAUAGUUCAGGUCCGGUCACACCUGUGAAUAGAAUCUCUUACGUUUUUGUUUUUUGGCUAUAUUUAUUAUUGUUAAAAUUGGAGCCAUGCCAGCUGCUGUGCGCAAGUUCCGUCGCGAGACCAGCGAAAUCAGCUGCUGCCUUAAGUACCUUCUGUUCGCCAGCAAUGUAAUCCUAUGGCUCUCGGCCUUGCUGGUCCUUUCGGUUGGCAUCUGGGCUUGGAGUGAAAAGGAUAUGUUCCGCAACAUCACUCGGCUGCACUUCAUCGCCCUGGACCCAGCCUUCGUGCUAAUCAUCCUCGGGUGCAUCAGCUUCCAGCUGGGUUUCAUGGGCAGCGUGGGCGCCCUGCGAGAGAACACUUGCCUCCUUGCAGCGUACGCCAUUUUCCUGAGUGUCCUGCUUAUGGCCGAGAUUGGCUUUUGCGCUGUGGCCUUCGUGCUUAAAGACAAGGGCUGGAUCAAGGACCAGGCAACCGAGGGACUGAAGGCCUUCAUUCGGCACUAUCGCGAGGACGCAGACCAGCAGAACCUUAUUGACUGGAUCCAGGAGGACUGGCUGCAGUGCUGCGGCAUUGACGGGCCAAAGGACUGGGACAGCAACAACUACUUUAACUGCUCGUCCAUCGCCAUCGGCAGCAGGGAGGCGUGCGGAGUGCCGUUUUCCUGCUGUCGCAGGCGUCCCCAGGAGCUGAUUAAAAACAAACAAUGCGGCUACGAUGUGCGCAAAGAGGGAUAUCCGGUGGAUAGGAACAUUCAUGAGCGAGGGUGUUUGCGCGCUGGCGAGGAUUGGCUGGAGGCACACCUCAUUAGCGUGGCAAUCUGUUGCGUGGCCUUGCUGGUUCUGCAGGGCAUGGAGCUGUCCAAGAUAAUCUAUGAGAAGGGCUGUGUUCAAGCUGGCGAAGAAUGGAUGGAGCACAAUUUGAUUAUUAUUUCCACUGCUGUUAUUGUUGUAAUGUUUUUCCAGAUCCUAGGCAUUUGCUUUGCUCAGAACCUACGCGCCGAUAUCUUCACGCAAAAGUCAAAAUGGCACUGACAAAUGGCUCUUGCUGCCCCCUCUGCCAUUUAAAAACGCAUCCUAUGCGUCGAAGGAUUGAGGGAACUACGUGGUAAGCAACUCGGGGCAUCACCCACUUUGAACAAACACUGCAACUACUCUUCUGCGCUCCGGUUAGUUAGCUAUACUAUAAAUUACCUAUGUACUCGUAACAUAGCUAUGUGUCUAACUAAAGCAAACGCAUUCCGUCUUCAUGGACAUUGACUAAUAUUAACUAGGUUGCCAAAUUUGUUGCUGUUUUUACGUCGGCUUCCCUAUACCUUAAAAAAAAUGAGAAAAUAAGAGCAAACAUUUUAAAGAGAUUUUCUAAACUUUUUACAAUAAAAGUGAAAGGAGGCAUAUAAAAACAGAAAAAAAUUAUCUUGAAAUGCAGCUGUGAUAUAUUUUUAAAGAAAUGUAUAGAAAACCGAAAUUAUAUGCAACAAUUUCCAACAAAUUAAAUGAAAAUAACACGAAACUCAAUUCUUAACAGAGCAAAUACAAGCUAUCACAUGAGAUAUUUGUCUUAAAAAUAAUAUGUUAAUAGUUAUUUUUGUAAGAGAAUAAAAACCCAAAGGUGUGUGGGUACCAAAAUCGCAAAACAAAAAAUAAGAAAAAAAAACAAUUUGCUAGUUAAGUAUUAAUGAGCUUAAACCAAUUUAAUGCACAAAAAAUCGUUAGCUUUACAGCAUAUAAAUAUAUUUUUGCAACACGCAAUUGUAAUUGAGUAAAGAGGAAGACAAUUGUUGGUAUAUUUAUUAAAAAGCGCACAUAUAUGCUUGAGUAAGACCAUCUUAAAUUCGCUAUUGUACCUUUUUAAAUCUGCAUUGCAAACAACCGUAAUACCGAAAAACUGUAUUAUUUACUUACAAAUGAAAUGCUAAUUUUCUGUUCACAAAGAGUGAUUAGUCUUUGAAUACAUUUAAUAAAGACUUUUGCCUAUACAUUUCAUUACACCACUGCCCUAAAAGAGUAUUAAAUGAGGUUAAAUUUGUUUUCCAAAUAGCUAAAAGGUCCUGUAAACUGUGUCUUAGUCAGAUUCUUUUAAAAUCUAAAAAAAUGAUUUUUUAAAACAACUUAAAGACAAUUAUACUCACAUUGA